This is a messenger RNA of Penicillium pulvis, 3643 nucleotides long. RefSeq names its product putative MATH and UCH domain protein. Gene Ontology annotation, molecular function: cysteine-type deubiquitinase activity; protein binding. The transcript is spliced from 3 exons. Bases 20 to 3643 code for a protein of 1207 amino acids. Lineage: Eukaryota; Fungi; Ascomycota; Eurotiomycetes; Eurotiales; Aspergillaceae. Gene Ontology annotation, biological process: protein deubiquitination. The record is from RefSeq and is a predicted model, not a curated record.
UUGAAAUUUUUCCUGCAGAAUGGAUUCCUCUCAGAACUCCCCAAAUUUACGGCCCAAUGAGUCAGGGACUGGCAGCGAUGUCGGAUCUCUCUCCCCGCCAAACGUCUCGGAACCCAAUCUCGUGCCGAGUCCUACAUCCGAGCACUCUGUGCCACCCCAAACCGAAUCAGAGCCGAGUCCCCGGGCUCCGACGCCACCGCCUACAAGAGAGACCGAGGAGACCGAACAUGCCUACUGGGCCGAACUCCAAGAGGAUACAUCCACACCGGAUGAGGAGGAAUUGAAGGAGAUCGAUGGUGCCGAAGCGGACUACAGUGCUUGUGACCACACAUACUGGGAGAGCAAUUUCUUUCGGGAGUUGGAUGACCCAGAAUACAAGCCUAGAGAGAAGGCCCGCCUGACAUGGAAGUUCAAGGGCGUUCGAGGCACACCCGAGGCCCCCAACCGUGCAAAGGUUAUGCGCUCUCCGCCAGCUUUCAUUGGUGGAUAUUGGUGGCGAAUCAAGUUCUUUCCCCGCGGCAACAAUGUGGGUUCGCUGAGUAUCUACCUCGAGUGCUCGCCUACAAUGCCCGGCCCAGACGACGAGCUUCCGGCAACUGAAUUUACGAUUCGUCGAGGCGAACCUGGCACUAACCUCAAUGAGACCCUACCCGAUGCAUAUGUGCAAACACCCGCCACAGCCGACUCUGCUGCAUGGCUAGAUAAUUUCAGGUCGUGUUAUCCUGCUGCAGCAUCUGCUCCUCAGGGAAGUACCGAACCAGCGUCCGAUCCAUGGCGGGUAUCGGCACAGAUCGGUGUCAUCGUCUACAACCCCGAUGAGCCAAGAACUGGAUGGAUGCAGUCCUCGUGCCACCAAUUCAACCCAAACAACCUGGAUUGGGGCUGGACUUACUUCCAUGGCCCUUGGGAUCAAAUUCACAGCCGUCGACGCGGCCAGCAUCGCGCUCUGCUCAACAACGAUACGCUGGCGUUUGAUGCUUAUAUUCGAGUAGUUGAUGAUCCCACGAAGUCCUUAUGGUGGCAUCCCAGUGACUCCGAGCCAACAUGGGACAGUCUUGCACUGACUGGCUACCGGCCACUUGGAGACUCGGUCAUUAACCACAGCGCCGAGGUUGCGGGACUUGCCUCCUGGUUGCACAUUGCGCCUUUCUGUAAGAUCAUUCAGAGUGUCGAUGUCCUGGAACAUCUCACGAACUGCGAUGCGAAGCCGAAGCCCUUGUGCGAUGCUAUGCAGAAGUUGUUGUGGCAGCUGAGGUGUCGCACCAAGUCGCUUCAAUACGUGGACACUGAUGGCAUUACCUCCACCUUGCGCAACCUGCGUGAGUUCUCGGGUGAUGUGUCAGAGUUCUGGGAGCGGUUACGCCGUACUUUGGAGCUGGAACUCGCAGGCACAGAUGCUGGCAAAGAACUUGCCAAGUUGUUUGAUAGCCCGUCGCCCAAGUCUCUGCCAGCCAUGAACGAUGCAGAGAUCAUUAACACUUUGCCGACUGAUUUCAAUUCUCGCAUCUGUGUGCAGUCCGACCAAGUCAAGUCGACAGGAGAAGCUAUGAAAGGCUACCUGGGUGCCAAGCCUGGUCGCUGGUCACUCCCUCCGAUCUUGCACGUGGAACUUGGUCGCCAAACCCUCGAUAAGACCAUGCGCUGGCAAUUGAACUUCAGCAGGGUGGAUCUAGAUGAGGAGCUGGAUCUCAGACCGUGGGUGGUUGAUGGUCAAGGCAGCAAAUAUGUUCUCUAUGGAUAUGUGGUUCACCGCGGUCGUCGCACUUCCAGCAAGUUUUUCAGUAUCCUUCGCCCUGCUGGUCCAGGGACUAAGUGGCUGGCAUUCGAUGAUGGCAGUGAUAACCGCGUCGAAUGCUUGACCCAGAAGACUGCCAUGGGCGCUCAUCUUGGUCUUGAUCCGUCCCAGACCGUGGACCACAAGAAGGGCCACGAUAUCCCGGUUGUUGCGAUGUACGUGCGCAGCGACAUGGUUUCAGAGCUUCUGCCCGGUCCUCAGGGACCGUGGGAAGUGCCAGACAGUCUGAAGGAGUACUACGAGACGGGCGUUUACAGCCCCAGCUCUGAUGCCAAUGACAAGUCAUUGAACGGGGAAGUCCAGGUUGAAGUAUAUUCUCUGCCCGAGUAUGAUCACCUAGACAGCCUUUUCGAUACAUACGACCUCAUGUCGAAUGCUAAGUCGAACAAUGGGGUCAUGUAUAUGACUCUGCCUCGUUCAUCUCGCUUAGCCGAGCUACGCAAGAAAAUUGCCCAAUGGAAAUCAGCCGGCGAGGAGGUUAUUGGAGCCGAACGGGUUCGCUUGUGGCACAUUGGCCACACUCGUGCUCAGUGUGGACCUACUCUAGCCUUUGAACACAUCACCGACUUGAACACUACCCUGGAUGCUUCAGCGGCUGCGGGCACUAUGCGAUUCUGGAUGGAGGCAAUUUCAGAGGACGAUGCGAAAUUAUUCGCUAUCCCCGAUCCUCCUUCGGCUACUACUACCGAGGACAAGCUUGAAGAGUCCAUCGUUGAGCAACUCAGUUCUGAAAGCAGUAGUUCACUGCCUUUAGUUAACACUGGAGACGCGGUUGCCAGCUCUUCUCGAGGUGACACGAGCCCUAUUGAGAGCUCCUUACCACCACUGGCAACCUCAUCCCCAGAAGCCGAUGCGAUGGCUGAAGAGCGAGCUGAGCACGAUGCCAUUCUGGCUAUUGCGGCAGCCAACGAUGUAAACUUGUCCACCCCUCAGCCAGCUGCUCCUAUUUCUGCUCCUGCAGAGUCCUCGCCGGUGACACCGACAGAGCCUGAAGUUACUCUACCCGUUGGCCACGCCUAUUACUUCAUCCAGAUUUUUGACGAGGACAAUCAGGUCCUCCGCACAGUGGGCUCAUUCUUCUCCAAGCUCGAGGCAAACGUCAAGGCAUCGAUCCGGAAGCACCUCAAGCGGACCAUCCGACAAGACUUCCUCAUGUGGAAGCGCGUGGACGGAACAACCGUUACCACCGUAUCCCCAGCCGAGAACUUCAUGGACGUCGUCGUCCCCCACGGAUCCUGCAUCAUCGUCGGGGACAAGCUGACAAAGGACAAACGUUCCAAACUCGGACUAUCAGGUCUAUUCUCCAGCCCAGAUCGCCUAGUCCAGUACCUCUGGGCCGCAUCCCGAAACCACCCUGUUCAAGGAUUCACUGGUACCAAGACAAUCGAAGCCACAUUUACUAGUGACUUCUACAGUGGCGAGUUCCUCAAGGGCUACUACCACGGACGAGGCAAACACCUCUCCGCUAGCGGAACAGUCUAUGAAGGUGACUUCAUCUUCGGUCGACGCCACGGCCAAGGAAAGAUGGAGUACCCCACCGGCGACACCUACGACGGCGACUGGGUUGAAGAUGUUCGUCAUGGACAGGGAACAUAUGUUGAGAAGAAGACUGGCAACUCGUAUGUUGGCGGGUACAAGGAUGGCAAGAAGUACGGCAAGGGUAUCAGCUACUGGGAAGUUGCUGAUGAGGAAGCGGAUUUGUGUCAGAUCUGUUACUCAGAAGAACAGGAUGCUGUCUUCAUUGAUUGUGGCCAUGUCUGCUCUUGCGUGACUUGCGCUAAGCAGGUGGAUCUUUGCCCUAUCUGUCGGAAGAGUAUCAAGAGUGUUAUCAAGAUUUAUAGGACAUGA